CAGGGACUGCAGUACAAUUAAAUGGGGAAUAUCUGGACCGUAUCCCUCUUGAUUUUAUAAAACAUUCCAGAAAAAAAUAGGGUUGUUCGUUUUUUAUCAGAACGCCGCGAGGUCAUAUCUGAUUCGAGAGGAGCUAUGGGAGUGGGGCAUGAUCUUCCAGAUUGGACUACAAUGGAUGUAAAAGCAUAUUUUCUAUACGAGGCGGGUUGUGAGCCUAGGAAUAUGCAUAUUCCGUGUAUAAGACGAGGUGAGGAUGAAGGGCCUUACUACACACGCGAAGAAGAGAAGUGCCUCAUGAACAAACAAGUCGAGGAGAGCAAGGGGUUCGACAUUGAUUUCAAGCAGUUCCGAUACGUUUUUAACUAUAAACCUCUUGAUUUUGAUGACGACGAGAUGGCCAUGGAACCAGAAACCACCAGAGAGUUAAUGGACAGGCUCUCUCGUGAAUCCCUUGAGGGAUACAAUGAAAAGGAGGCUACAAACUAUGAAUUUGUGAAGGUUACCAAGGCCAAUUAUUACGAUACUGCUACAUGUGCCACUGUGUAUUUCAUUACCUAUCAAGGUAAGGCUUCUUCCGAUGAUGAGCCGAAAGACUUCCGAGCUAAGGUCAUCCACUACUAUCAUGAACCAGCCAAGUACAUCUCCUGCGACAUGAAACCUGCCAAAAAUGUUCACUUCAUUGAAACUGCCGAGGAUGAAGAUGCCAAGAGAACCAAGAUUGACAAAUGAGCUAUCCAAUGUGUACUGUAUGUGAGAUGCAAGGACAUCUCUGGCUAGACUUCUACCUUUAUGCGUAGUAAUAUGUUGUGUCACAUUUUAGUCGUCUCAGUAAAACUGGAUUUGGAUGUAUACAAUAUUGGGAUUGGAGAUUUCAUGUUUUCAGCUAAGAUAAUUUAAAAAGAAAUUCGAUA
This is a messenger RNA of Raphanus sativus (radish), 911 nucleotides long. RefSeq lists its product as uncharacterized. The coding region runs from base 136 to 729 and encodes 197 amino acids. The record is from RefSeq and is a predicted model, not a curated record. The transcript is spliced from 6 exons. Lineage: Eukaryota; Viridiplantae; Streptophyta; Magnoliopsida; Brassicales; Brassicaceae.